Candida dubliniensis CD36 is the source of this 1332-nucleotide messenger RNA. RefSeq names its product palmitoyltransferase. Bases 1 to 1332 code for a protein of 443 amino acids. The record is from RefSeq and is a predicted model, not a curated record. Gene Ontology annotation, biological process: peptidyl-L-cysteine S-palmitoylation; protein targeting to membrane. Lineage: Eukaryota; Fungi; Ascomycota; Pichiomycetes; Serinales; Debaryomycetaceae. The transcript has a single exon. Gene Ontology annotation, molecular function: protein-cysteine S-palmitoyltransferase activity. Gene Ontology annotation, cellular component: endoplasmic reticulum; endoplasmic reticulum membrane; Golgi apparatus.
AUGACAGUUCAAUUGAAAUGGCCCAUAUUGGGAGUGAUUAUUCCUUGUGUAAUCAUUUUUUCAUUAUCGUAUGGAUCACAUUAUUUUAUUCUUCAACACCAUCUAACAAUAAAACAACAAUUGAUUUAUGAAUUUUAUGCAACUAUGAUAUGGAUAUCUUAUUUAUUUGCAAUAUAUACCAAUCCAGGAAGAGUCCCAACAAAUUAUAAACCGUCAUCUCCAUCUACAAGAAUUGAAGAAACCGGCAAUGACUCCGAAGGUUUAGGUUUAGAAUCUAGAGAAGAUGAAACCCUAAUAACAGAAGAACCAAUUAGUGGAGAUAGAUGUGAAUGGAUAAGAUAUUGUAAAAAAUGUAAUAAUUAUAAACCACCAAGGAGUCAUCAUUGUAAAAUUUGUAAACAAUGUGUUUUACAAAUGGAUCAUCAUUGCCCUUGGACAAUGAAUUGUGUUGGGAAUAAUAAUUUACCACAUUUUAUGAGAUUUCUUGGAUGGGUCAUAUGGGGUACAGGGUAUUUAAUGAUUCAAUUAAUUAAAUUAAUUAUCAAUUAUUAUGAAAAUCUGAAUAUGCCACAUUAUUUAUUCAAUAAGACAGAAUUAGUAGCAAUAAUUGUUAUUACUCCAAUAAAUUUGUUUGUUUUUGCCACAAUAUUGGUGUUGUUUAUUCGAUGUUUGAUUAAUAUAUGUAAGGGGAUGACUCAAAUAGAAAUAUGGGAAUGGGAAAGAUUAGAACUUCAAUGGUCGAGUAAAAGAUUAUGGAGAUUAAUUCGAUUCAAUUAUAGAAAGUUACAUAAUGAUAAACCAUUUCCUAAAUUGAGUACUUGGACUAAUACCAUCAAUAAUGGCGAUUAUGGCGAUGAUGUUGAUGUUGAUGAUGUUGAUGAUGUUGAUGUUGAGUUAACUAAUUUAUCUUCCAACAAUGAGGAACCAAUAGUACCACAAAAUUUUACUAUUGAUGAUUUGAUAUUUCCUUAUGAUUUAGGAAUAUGGAAAAAUUUAAUAAAUGCUAUGAAUUAUCCUUAUAUGUGGUUAAUACCAUUUGCUAAACCUAAAAGUAAUGGAUAUCAACCAGAAAUAUCCCAAGAUUAUUUACAAGAUGAUCAAUUGAAUUUACCUUGGCCUCCUGAUGGUAUUAGACAACAAGAAAUUGAAAUUAAUGUACUACAUCAACAGCAUAGCCAGGGUAACGAAGAAGAUGAAGAACUACGUAGUAUCAGGAAUUAUCAAGAAUUGAGAAGAAGAUUAGAUCCUAGAUUGAAUGUUAAACGUACAGAUUUUGUCAAUGAUAUGGGAGAAGGAUUAACUGAUUUUGGUGUUGAUGAAGAUAGUGAUUGA